Molecule: messenger RNA, 2284 nt
Organism: Hyalella azteca
Lineage: Eukaryota; Metazoa; Arthropoda; Malacostraca; Amphipoda; Hyalellidae
Product: protein amalgam
Exons: 10
Coding region: 262-1806 (514 amino acids)
Cellular component (GO): neuron projection
Source: RefSeq, a predicted model, not a curated record
GUCCCGAUUAAUGCCAAAUUUUAUUCCGUAUGUCAGAAGCCACAAAAUAGGCCCGCUAGGCUAUAUAGCUACAUUUAUUUGUUUUAAUUCAAACACACAAUUGCCGUCAUAAUCUAACAUGUUAUUCAGUCACUAAAAAUUUUACACUGUUUACGUGUUAAAAAAUCAUAUUGUUAUACAAUAGCUCACUUAUGUGAGAAGCUCAAAAGUUCCAGCGCAGUCAUAGUUUCUGUAACAAACAUUGAUGAAAAAUUCGUCGUGAUGUUGACGCUCACAAUGCAACGAUUGCUGCUGCUUCUCGGUGGCGUCGCGGCCGCGACAGCAGAUGUUGGGAGCCCAGUGUUUUCGUCGGCCGUGCGCACCCACGUGAGCGUAGCAGAAGGCAAGACUGCGCUGCUCAACUGUACCGUUCAUCGUGCGAGGAUGUACAAGGUGGCGUGGCUGGACCGAGCCCGAGGCGUGAUCCUGAGUAUGGAGGAGAACGUGGUGACGGGCAACCCUCGAGUCUCCAUCAUGCACAUCGCUGGCAGAGGCUCGAGCGACUCCUGGCUGCUGUCUCUCAGAGACGUGGUCGUGUCGGACGCUGGAACUUACAUGUGCCAGCUCAACACUGUGCCCAGACUCAGCAAGAUCUUCGUGCUUUCUGUUGUCCGUCCUCCUCGCAUCCUGGACUCCGGCAGUGGGGGAGACGUACACGUGGUGGAGGGCGACCGCGCUGAGCUCAGAUGCUCGGCUGAGGGAACUCCAACGCCUACCCUCACAUGGCGCCGUGAGGAUGGGGAACUCAUCAGCACCCUCGAGGGCACAGGACCGGUGACGGACGACGGCCGCCUGAUCUUCACGCGCACGCACCGCAAGCACGCGGGCGCUUACCUCUGCAUCGCCAACAACGGCGUCCCUCCUCCAGUGUCUCAACGUGUCCAGCUCUCUGUUGCUUUUGGGCCCGAGGCCGCUGCGCAGUCACGCAUGGAAGGAGCCAUCAUGGGCCAGGAGGCCAACGUCUCGUGCGUCGUGACGGGAUGGCCCAAGCCCAGCGUUUACUGGACAAACCGAGCUGGACAGAGGCUUGACGUACACCAACGAGCCCUGGACUCCAUAAGUUCUGGCUUCAUCCCCGAAGAAGACAAACAACCUCAGCUAGUGAGUGGCACCAGUAGCAUCAACAGCACCACGGACCUGGCAUGGCUUAUGGUGACAGUGCUGAGCAGCACAGAUCUCCAGCACUACCACUGCUUUGCCAACAGCACCUUAGCAAGCGCUAAUGACAGCAUUCUUAUCUAUGAGAUACCUGCACCAACCACCACCACCACAACAACAACCACCAUAACCACACCUCGGGGCACCUCGGAUAGUAUCAUGGACCAGGGGAUGUACCAUCCCUACAGUGAAGAGUAUCUGCUUUGGAGAGACGGUACGAACUCCAGUCUCAGCGUCUCUGCUGACAAAGAAGACCGGCCGCCGCAGCAGAGCGAGCGCGCCACCCCCGACAGAACUGUUAGCUCCACCGCCAUCGCCGGGUCAAGAACAAACGACAGGAAGUAUUUUCAGUUUUCGUCGGGAGAACUGGUUGCAGCAGGUGACAAAUUGCCUGCACUACUGGCAGUUAUGCUGUCACUCCUGGCACUUCAAGCGCGGUUCGUUCCUCCCAGCGGCCCUGUACGACCGCUGACACCUGUUCACAACACAGGUAUUCGGUCUUCAAGUGCGCCAGGAUCCUUCGCUGCAGGAUUUUGCUCAACUGGAAUAGGCCCCAGCAAGGAAUUUUCAGGUAACGACGCAUCAAGAACCUCGGUGCUUUCCCAGUGAUGCGGCAUCAGAUAUGGCCAUUUAAAGACUACAAUGUUGUUUCAAGAUACUCAAUUCUAGAUUAGUCUAAAUAAAUUUAAUAUUUUUCACUGUUUAGGCUAAAUAUAGUAACGCAGCUCGUUGCAGUUGAUCUUGAUGUGUAAAGGUAAAAAAUGCAGACAAGAACUUCAAAAUUUGAUCGAAAAACAAAUCGCUACGUUGGAAACUAACAUCCCCUUUUAAAACAUUAAAAUAUGUUUUUCUAACACUAGCCUAAGUUCGUUUAUAAUUUAUCUCUUUGACUUUGAGUGCAAUAAUUCUGCCAAAUCCAAAUGAGCUGCGGUCGUUGGACUCAGGAUCAUUUAUGUAUCUGCUAACAAGUAAUCUCAAUGGAAAUUAAUUGCAGUCAUUAGAGUAAACGAUGGCGUAAGUAAAUUAGACACUCGCGUCCUUUAAUUGUCACUUUAGUUUCGAAGCGCUCAUGGUCUUCACGUUAACU